Molecule: messenger RNA, 835 nt
Organism: Striga hermonthica
Lineage: Eukaryota; Viridiplantae; Streptophyta; Magnoliopsida; Lamiales; Orobanchaceae
Source: the annotation of a GenBank genome assembly
GUCAUCUGAACAUCACGACGCUAUCUGGGUCGUGGUCGACAGAUUGACUAAGGUCGCCCAUUUCUUACCCGUUUCGAUGAAGAUGUCUCUGGACAAGUUGGCUGAGAUAUAUACCCGUGGGAUCAUCCGACUCCACGGAGUGCCCGUCACGAUUGUAUCAGACAGAGAUCCCAGAUUCGUCAAUCGAUUCUGGCACAGUUUGCAUGAGGCGAUGGGCACGAAGCUAGAGUUCAGUUCAGCCUACCAUCCGGAGACGAACGGUCAGUCAGAGCGGACAAUUCAGACGCUUGAGGAUAUGCUUCGCGCUUUGGUUGUUGACAGGGGUGCUAAGUGGGAGUCGUUGUUGCCGUACGCCGAGUUCGCGUAUAACAACAGCUAUCAUUCCUCUAUUCAGAUGGCUCCUUACGAGGCACUUUAUGGUCGCAAGUGUCGUUCCCCUCUCUAUUGGGACGACGUUGGAGAGCGACGAGUACUCGGUCCUAAGAUGAUCGAGGAGACAGCGGAGCAGGUCGAGUUGAUACAGCAGAGACUCAGGACAACUCAGAGUCGACAGAAAUCUUCCGCCGAUCAUCAUCGACGAGACAUUCAGUUCGAGGUUGGCGAGCCAACCUUUCUCAGAGUUCGUCUGAUUCGCGGAGUUGUGCGAUUCGGAAAAAGAGGGAAGCUGCACCCUCGUUUCAUCGGUCCGUUCGAGGUUCUCGAGCGAGUAGGCGAGGUCGCGUAUCGUCUAGCCCUACCUCCUGAGUUAUCAGGCAUUCAUAAUGUAUUUCACGCAACGAUGUUGCAUAAGUACGUGUGCGACCCCGAUCAUGUCAUCCCUCAUACGGAUAUUCAG